CUCCAACAUCAUAUGAUGAAGGAGUGUGGAAAAAAUAGUAGCUCACCAUGUGCAGCUUGCAAGUUAUUGAGAAGAAGAUGUGGCCAUGACUGUGUUUUUGCACCUUAUUUCCCUGCUGAUGAACCUCACAAGUUUGCUAAUGUUCAUAAGGUCUUUGGUGCUAGUAAUGUCAGCAAAAUGCUACAGGAAUUGCCAGAGCACAAAAGAGGAGAUGCAGUGAGUAGCAUGGUGUAUGAAGCUAAUGCUAGAGUUAGAGAUCCAGUUUAUGGAUGUGUUGGAGCCAUUUCAUCUCUUCAACAACAAAUUGAUAUGCUAAGAACCCAACUAGCCAUGGCCCAAGCUGAGGUUGUCCAAUUGAAGCUAAGACAAUCAACAAACAUUACUAAUAGCCCACCAAAUAGUGGGUCACCCAUUAUGGGCUCAGUGCCCAAAGGAUAUUACCAUAUGGAUUUGGAUGUAGAUCAGUCCAACACCUUCAAUGAGCCUAUGUGGCCAUAUUAGAUGAAUUUUGUUGUCUAUUUAAACUUCAAAAAUUAUCUUGUGUCCUUUUGCCUCUAUAUAUCUUUUUCUUAUAAGAGCAAAGGUGAUGAUUAG
This is a messenger RNA of Solanum verrucosum, 594 nucleotides long. Its product is annotated as LOB domain-containing protein 4-like. Bases 13 to 501 code for a protein of 162 amino acids. The transcript has 2 exons. Lineage: Eukaryota; Viridiplantae; Streptophyta; Magnoliopsida; Solanales; Solanaceae. The record is from RefSeq and is a predicted model, not a curated record.